Molecule: messenger RNA, 2840 nt
Organism: Zonotrichia albicollis (white-throated sparrow)
Lineage: Eukaryota; Metazoa; Chordata; Aves; Passeriformes; Passerellidae
Source: RefSeq, a predicted model, not a curated record
CGGGUGGUGCGGUCCGCCGUACGUGCCGGCCGCGCCGGGGCCGCGGGAGCCGCCAGCGCCAGACGGGCCGGAGCGGCGAGCAUCUGGAGGAGCUGGACCAUACAACCAAAACUCUUUGAACUGUCUCAAGGGAGACUUUCCCUGCUGCUCACCACCCUCCGUGCUGGAGCUCUCAGGCCCCACCAGCUGUUGUUUGCAGAGCCAUAGGUGCAAGUGCCUCUGAGUGCCAUGGGGGAGCCCAGCAUGGACCCAAGCAUUGCUGCUGACAGCCCUGCCCAGCAGGACUCUCUCUUCAGCAUGACAGACGUGUUCCUCAUCUCCCUCAUCACUGGGCUUCUCACCUACUGGUUCUUCUUCCGCAAGAAAAAGGAGGAGGUGCCUGAGCUCCCCAAGAUGCAGACAGUAGCAGCUCCAGUGAGAGACAGCAGCUUCAUUGAGAAGAUGAAGAAGACGGGCCGGAAUAUUGUGGUUUUCUAUGGCUCCCAGACGGGCACAGCAGAGGAGUUUGCCAAUCGCCUGGCCAAAGAUGCCCAUCGCUAUGGCCUCCGGGGCAUGGCAGCAGACCCAGAGGAGUAUGACCUGUCGGACCUGAGUCGCCUCUCUGAGAUUGACAAGUCCUUGGCAGUGUUCUGCAUGGCCACCUAUGGAGAGGGAGAUCCCACAGACAAUGCCCAGGAUUUCUAUGACUGGCUGCAGGAGGCUGAUGCCGACCUCUCGGGUCUCCGGUUUGCAGUCUUUGGGCUGGGGAACAAAACUUAUGAGCACUUCAAUGCCAUGGGGAAGUACGUGGACAAGAGGCUGGAGGAGCUUGGAGCACAGCGCAUCUUUGAGCUGGGGCUGGGAGAUGAUGAUGGCAACCUGGAAGAAGACUUCAUCACGUGGAGAGAGCAGUUCUGGCCAGCAGUGUGUGAGCACUUCGGGGUGGAGGCUACAGGAGAGGAGUCCAGCAUCCGUCAGUAUGAGCUGGUGGUGCACACAGAUGUGAACAUGAACAAAGUCUACACAGGGGAGAUGGGCAGGCUCAAGAGCUACGAGAACCAGAAGCCCCCAUUUGAUGCCAAGAACCCCUUCCUGGCUCAGGUCACAGAGAACCGCAAGCUGAAUGAGGGUGGAGAGCGACACUUGAUGCACCUGGAGCUGGAUAUCUCCAAUUCCAAAAUCAGGUAUGAGUCUGGGGACCACGUGGCUGUGUACCCAGCCAACGACUCCUCCCUGGUGAACCAGAUUGGUGAGAUCCUGGGCACGGACCUGGACACUGUCAUGUCCCUGAACAACUUGGAUGAGGAAUCCAACAAGAAGCAUCCCUUCCCCUGCCCUACAUCGUACAGGACAGCCCUGACCUACUACCUGGACAUCACCAACCCUCCCCGCACCAACGUGCUCUACGAGCUGGCCCAGUACGCGUCGGACAGCGGCGAGCAGGAGCGCCUGCGCAAGAUGGCCUCGUCUGCUGCUGAGGGCAAGGCGCUGUACCUCAGCUGGGUGGUGGAGGCCCGCAGGCCCAUGUACGUGCGCAAGUCGCAGUUCCGGCUGCCCUUCAAGCCCAGCACGCCCGUGAUCAUGAUCGGGCCGGGCACCGGCAUCGCCCCCUUCAUGGGCUUCAUCCAGGAGAGGGCCUGGCUCAAGCAGCAGGGCAAGGAGGUGGGUGAGACGGUGCUUUACUAUGGCUGCCGCCACGAGCGCGAGGACUACCUGUACCGGGAGGAGCUGGCCCGCUUCCAGAAGGAGGGAGUGCUCACCCAGCUCAACGUGGCCUUCUCCAGGGACCAGGCUGAGAAGGUUUAUGUCCAGCACUUACUGAAGAAGAACAAGGAGAACGUCUGGAAGCUGGUUAAUGAGGGCAUGGCUCACAUCUAUGUGUGCGGCGAUGCCCGGAACAUGGCCCGGGACGUGCAGAACACCUUCUACGAGAUCGUCUCCGAGUUUGGCAACAUGAGCCAGCCCCAGGCCGUGGACUAUGUAAAGAAACUGAUGACAAAGGGCCGCUACUCCCUGGAUGUGUGGAGCUAAGAGCUGGGCUGGCGGGGCCAGGGAGAGAACAGGUCCCCAGGUGUGGGCCAGGGGAGCUGGCAAGUGCCUGCUCACCCACUGCUGCUGUGGGUGACGGUGUUGUCCUCUGCCCACGGCUACCCCGGUGUCACUCCCAACCCUUCCUGGGCCUCUGCAUUCCCUCAGGGCAGGCUGGGCACCCAAGGGGGUGGAAAGGGUUGAGAAGGGCAGGGGGGUAGCUCAGGCUGCUGCCCAGGAGCUGCGGUGUCACCAGUGUCACCAGCACCUCAGGGUGCACCAGUGUUGGCCUUAAGGCCAGGGACAGCAGGCACACGGCCACGAGGGACAGACACAGCCAGGGAGCCCUUCCCUGGACACGAGGUGCUGCCUUAUCCCCGGGGCUGGAGCCCAGCCUGGCCUGCAGGGACAGCAGAGGGGUGGAGGGGCUGUGCUGGGGCUGGGGUCGCAGCUCUGCCUCUCUCCUGCCACCCCUGGCAUGUGGGGCUGGCAGUGGGCACAGAGCUGUCCCAUGGCCCCAGCAGCGUGUCCUGCUCCAUUCCUGCUGCUUGCCCUGGCUCCAGCAGCGGCGGGAAGCUCCUCCCCCUUUGGAAUACCGCCGGAUUGGAGGCGGGCUCUCAGCCCUUGGGGGCCCUGCCUGCUCCCCUGAGCCCAGCCCCUCCCUCACAUCAUGUACGGUCAUUUUUUAAAUACGGUUUUUAUUUUGAACAUCUUUGUGAUUUUAGCAUGGAAAAAAACAAACAAACAAACAAAAAACAACAGAAACCCCAGACUUCCAGGCUGUCCAAUGAUUGUAAAUUAUUUAAAUACAUUUACCCUUGGAAUAAAAAACC